UGUAAAUCGAUCACGGAUUGUAAUCGGGCGACGAAAGAAGGCCGUGAACAUUUUCCAGAUGUACAGUCCUAAAUACUCCAAAGCACAAAGCUGUGCUUAUUUCUGCUUCAAAAAUGCCCUGGUGGCACUUAACACGCUUUAUAUUGUAAGUAUCUUGGAAAACCUUUCAACUUUAAGUCAGAGUUUUAUUGAAUCUCGCGAGCUAUUGAAUGAGGAAAUUGAGUCUUCGCAGUCUGUGUUACGUGGCAUUUGGUGGUUAUUUUAAGCUUUCUAUCAGAUAUUCUACGGAAAUCUCCUGCGGUUCUUAUCCGUAAAUGUUUCUAAAUCUGAUUAGGGACUUAAUGAGUAAAAGGUACCUCUCCUACGAAAAAGAAAAUCUCUAGGCAAUAAAACCCCGUUGUUCCUUUGCUGCAAAAGGCUAGCUGUUUAUAUAGCACAUCAUGCAUGUAUUCAAUAGUUUUUUCUGAACGAAAAACCAAUAAGAGCUCUUUAAUUUGACUAUCACCUUAUGUUUCAGGAAAUGUAAGCUUCAUUUUAAUUAACGGGCGAAUUUUUUUGUAUUUAUUUAAUUUUCCAAGAUCUCGACAUAGAGUCUUCCAGUUAAAAAUAUUGGAAAGCAUUAAUUAUUCGAUUAUAAAGAAGUAAAGGUCGUGUGUCCGCGGAAGUCCAUAUUAUUUCUAGGGCUUCCUCUUAGAUUAUUUUAAAGCCCAUUUACUAAAUGUUAGGAGAUUUUAACGAGGCUUCACCUAUACCAGUGGAUCUUGAAUGCAGCUUUUCCUUUUAUCAAUAAGGAAAGGAAAGGAACAAAUGAAGGUCCCAAUGACUAUGCUAUGCAGAUAAGCUGACUUGUGUCGCAUUUCAUUUAACAGAGCUGUCCGUAAUUCAAAUCAUUGCAAAUUUUAAUUUUGUUGUAUUAAAUUUGCCAUAAAGUUAGACGUAUGACAUUGUCCUCUCAAAAUGACAUGGAAUGAUAUUGUUUGCAAUGAGUAUUAUUACAAACUUCAAAGGUAUUUUGAAUGUUCACUUGUCCUCCUGGUAUUUAGUAUUUGGCAUGAGACUUUGUAUGAUACCAAUUUUUUUACUUUUGAAGGUUGAAUAACACAGCAAUUUAAAUCUAAUUUUUAUUUCAAUUGAUGACAAGAAUAUGUCAAUGAUAGGGGCACCAUUGUUGUAAAGAACUUGUUGUGGGUUGGGUACAUUAUGUGUUCCCUCAUGUAUGAACAGUUAUUGGUAUGCUGCUUUUUGUGUUUAAGGUAAUCUUUGAUACUGAAAGAAAAAAAGGAUAAAGAAAAUUUGCUUAGGGUUUUUCUGGAGAGAUACUGGAAACAUGAUAUCUUGCUCACAGAAACUAUUUAUUGGAAGCCCCUAAAGAAGAGGUACCUAAAAGUAUACACAUGGUAAACAGUAUUGUCAAAACUGUGCUCUUAGAAUGAUCGUGUUGUUACCUGCCCAAAGGCUAUGGACCCAGAAAUACAAGGUGCUCAUCUCUUAAAAACCUUCAUAAAAGCAAAGUGAUUCCUGGCACUGUAAGAGAAAAAGCAAAAGAGCACAGCCCUGAACUAACUGAUUUGAUUGCUUGUAUAAAGUAUUUUUUUCCUUUGCAGUUCAUAGCCUUGGUAAUGAUAUGUGUAGCUGUUUAUGCCAAAGCAUCAUCUAAAAUAACCAGUCUCCCGAUUCUUGGUGGUGUAGUUGCCUGUGGCGUUUUCCUUCUUCUCAUUGCCAUCAUGGGCGUUGCUGGUGCAGUGCGUCACAGCCAAGUGAUUCUGUUCUUUGUAUCCUUUUCAUGAUUGUGAACUGCAGUUAAAAGCAGUUGCAGAAAGUAAAGUUUGCAGAACAGUUCUGCCCAGUACCUCCCCAACAGUGGUUUGCUCCAAUGCUACGAUUGUAAAGCUGUGUAUUAGGAGCACAGUCUGACUUAUAAACGAUAAAGUGUAAUGAAAGCAAUUUGGAGAUCAUAUUGGCAUGAUGGUUAGUGUGCUGGAUUCUGGGUUUGAGAGGCCUGGAUUUGAAAGCUGGCUGGGUCAAAGUGUUAUGUUCAGGAGAAACAUUUUAACUUUACAGUGCCUUCUCCUCCAGUACAAAUUGGUGAACAAAAUCACCAGGCAAGCCUGGUGAAAUCCUGUGGGCAAACCUUGCAAUGGAUUACCAUCCCAUCCAGGGGGGAGAAGUAGCACUUCUAGUUACUUCAUGCUAAGGACACUGGGGAUGAGUUCUUGCUGGGUGGACCACUUAGCACAAGUACAGAUGUUACUUCACUGAGGUGUUCUUGUUGUCUAUUGUUUUGGAACUGGCCUAGGGUUGCAAAUAAUGAAGAUGAUGAUGAUGAUUCUUGUUACUUAGUGUUCUGGAAAGUACACGACGUUCUUAUCUGUUUGUUUCAGCCUUAACUUAUUGAACAGUAUAUGAUUAUCAUGCUACUUCUGUUUAUCAUUCAAAUGUCAGUGUCUCUUGGUGCAAUAGCAGUUUCACAUGAGCAGCAGUCUAAUCUAAUGGAGGCAGGAUGGGGAAAGAUGCCACCCAAUUUAAAGACCAAAAUCCAAACAAUCAAAGACUGUUGUGGAUUUAAAAAUAAAAAUAUGACGUCAGGUGAAAUGGGACAUCCGAAGUGUACUGCGGUAAGUUUUUGUGGUGUACGACCCAUUCACAUGCUGGGGUUGUAGUUCUUGAAAUCGGAGACUUUCAGGAGGUAAUGACCCCCCUAUUUGUGACACCAAUAAUUUUUGUGGCCAUUGCCACCCUCCAAUUAUUGCUUGUUAGUAUUAAUGACAAGAAAAUUUUUUUUGGUUAAAGUUUGGAUUCUCUCUAAUGUAUUCACAUUUGUGAUACAUCAGCCUUGUAAUGUUGUCACAAGAUAGUGCUUGUACCUAGGCUGCUGUUAACCCAAUAAUGCACACCAAGCGUUUCUCCCAGACCUAUUUACUUGCCAUGUGUAGACAAUGGGUCUGUGUAUUAUUCUUGUAAAUAAAAUGCUCUGUAAAUGUAAUUUAUAAUUUUAGCCAGUAUUGUUAAUAAUCAUACAAUUCAGCCUUAUUAAGCUGGCAUGUGAUUUUUAAUAAAGCCCUCUAUCUAUAAAGUCACAACAAGAACUGUAAGCUGCCAGAGUUAUUGUAAGUCUAGGAAAAGAUUAUGCUCUAAAACAGUACAGUCAAACCUCUAUUAUCCGCACUUGUGAGAACUGGACUGAAUAGUCUGGAUAAUCCAGAGUUCAGAUAAUCAAAAUCACUGUGGAUUACUGCUAAAAUUUGCUAAAGAAUUUACAAAAACAACAUUUUAUGACCCAAAAUGCUGACAUAAAUCAGUUUGUCUCAAGCUGCUACUGCGUUUGUGCAUCACUAAUUCUGUCAUUCUAUGAAACUGCAUGAAAGAAAUAAGGUCAAAAUUAAUUAUUUCAUCAUCUGAUUUGUUUGAUGGAAAAAGUUGAUGGUAAAGAAAGGUUGUGAGCAUUGUUGAUUAAUUGUAAAAGAAUCACAAAUAAUACUAUUAACUCAAAUUCUUGUGUUUUUUUUUAUGCCUUGUGAAAGUGUUGUUACCUGAUCUGGUCUGGGAAUUUUAACUUAAUUCCUCAUGCAUAUAAAACCACUAACACUAGUUUCUUUUGAGUAUUCAUGACCAUUUCUUUAUUCAUUGUGUUUUAGCUACCAUGCUGUAAUGAGACUACUAACGAUGAUACAUGCCCCAAAUGUAAAACAUGCUAUGACAAGUUAAAAGAUGUAGUAAAUCAUCUUCUGAAAGUGGCAGGAGGAAUUGGUCUGUUCUUCAGUUUUACCUUGGUAAGUACAGAACUUACAUCAAUUCACACACCAUUUUUUUUUUGUCAUAUAAUGAGAUAUCUUCUUUGUAACCUUGUUGAGCAAGAUACUAACACUUGCAUUUUAAAGUUGGACUAAUCCUAUGCCUAACCCUUUAACUCCCAGAUAUUAUUAACAUGUAACUUCUCCUUAUAAUAUCAAUAUAUAUCAAGUAAAAGGGUAACGAGAAUACUCAAACUUAUCAGGUAGAGGUUGUUACUUUGAUCCAACAGCAAAUUGUCAUUGCUGUUUUACAAGGAAUUAAACAUGCAGCAGCCAGAGGGAAGAAUUAACAAGCAAAUCUUGGGAGUUAAAUGGUUAAAGGAAUUAAUUAUUACUCUAACUAAUUAUUUUGAUAAUUCUGGUCCGCUUCCUCUUGAUCUGGAUUCACGCUCAUUAACCACUUGAUUAGGACAUUUGAUUGUCAGUAAUGAAUAGUAAAGUAUCUCUCUCUAUAAAAUCUUCUUAACUUCCUCUCAUAUUUCUAUCUUUCACAGCUGUUUGGUGUGUAUAUGGCGUGCCGCUACAGGAAUCAGAAGGACCCUCGUGCCAAUCCUGGGGCUUUCUUAUAGGUCCCUGGGUGCUGAGCUAAAUUCUUAGACCUGUGCUAACCUUUCUUUAACCUCUAAAUAGAUCUCUCAACCAUGCUAAUCUACCCAUAAUUGAAAAUAUGUAAAAUACGAUUGGAGAGACAUGAUUGUUUGUAAUAUAAUUAUUAUACAGGUUAAAUUGCAUGUGUUCCUUUGCCUUUUGUUAUCAUUAUUUUCCAGUAUCACUGUGUCAAUAUCAUGUGGAGUUAGUCUGAUUCAAUACCAUGAUUACAUAGCUGCCAUUUUUAUUUAUUAGCAGCAACAAUAGCAGUUGACUUAAGCUUUUAAAUGUUUCAAGACUAACUUUUAAUCAGUGACAUGGCAAAGUCUACUGGUAUGACAGAUUCUAGUGAGGGGCAGGGUGGGUGGGUUAGUUAGUUAGUUUGGUAUAAGAGCUUCUCCCUCCCUGCCCUAGGCAUAUCCUUCUGUUCAUGUGGAGUGACUUUUUUCUAUAAUGUCCACAGUAGCUAGUGUUAAGUAAUCUAUCAAUGAGUUGUUUGCUGCGAGUCUUUGAGAUUAUUGUGUGGCGAGGUAGUCUUGAGGUAAAUCCCAGUAUUCUGAUUGACUCUUACUUUGUCUUUAUUUUGCUCUAUGGAGCAGGUCUUUAUUUUGUUUUAUGGGCCAUUUCCAUGGAAAUAAUCAUAAGCUCUGUAUUUUUGGUUGCAAAACCUGCAAAUUCAGAAUACAAGUUUGGUCCUGGUGCCAUAUGAUAAACCACUUACUAACCUUGCUUUAUAGAGCCAUACUGCAGAAUUUUUAGGCCUUGGUCCAUUUUUAAAUUCUAGGAAGAAAUCUUUUGAAGUUAGAUUGACUGACAGUUCAGUUUUCUCAUAUCAUGUUUUGUUGGAGGGUCUAUGGCCCAUUGAUAUCAUUACUCAUUUUUUUUUGGAAGAAAAACAGAUGCCUUUCUUAUGUUGCAGUAUUUUAGGGUUAGAGUAAUUGCCUAACUACUUCUAUUUCUCCAGUUAAAAUGGAGGUAUUUUGAGAAUAUUUCUAGACUAGAAAAUCUCUCUUUGAAAAGCUAUAUUUAAUAGCAGUAUUUAAUUAUUUCAGGAGUGUUUAUUGAUGAAUUAUUUAAGGUUGAUUUUUUUUGUUAUGUUAAGUGUAGAUUAUAUCCUGAAAAUAAACAUUCGGUAUCUUUGUGCUUUUAUGCAGUCUUCAGUAACAUUCCCCAGAGCCCAUAAAUUCCUAGAAGAGAAUGAUAUACCAGAAAACCAGAAAGUUUGUGGCCUUUCAUAUCUCUGAUAGUUUUUGUAUGGUUACUUUUUCACGCGUGUUUUCUAGGUUCC
Pocillopora meandrina is the source of this 5667-nucleotide messenger RNA. Lineage: Eukaryota; Metazoa; Cnidaria; Anthozoa; Scleractinia; Pocilloporidae. The record is from the annotation of a GenBank genome assembly.